This is a messenger RNA of Diabrotica virgifera virgifera (western corn rootworm), 1478 nucleotides long. RefSeq names its product bis(5'-nucleosyl)-tetraphosphatase [asymmetrical]-like. NCBI's taxonomy places the organism in Eukaryota, Metazoa, Arthropoda, Insecta, Coleoptera, Chrysomelidae. The record is from RefSeq and is a predicted model, not a curated record. Gene Ontology annotation, biological process: AMP biosynthetic process; ATP biosynthetic process. Gene Ontology annotation, molecular function: bis(5'-nucleosyl)-tetraphosphatase (asymmetrical) activity. The coding region runs from base 202 to 642 and encodes 146 amino acids. The transcript has a single exon.
UGACAGUAAUAUUUGAGGUUAGGUGAUAAUAAUGUAAUUAUAAUUAAUCCAAAUCCAAUUAUAAAUAAAAAUUCAAUAUAAUUGUCCACGUCCAUACAUGAUUUGUGUUAGAGACAAUUAACACAACAAUAUCAAUAAAUUUUUAACUCAGAUAAGUUGUUAUUCCAGUAAGUACCAUAGAAAAGUUAUAUAUUGGACAAAAUGAAAGUUGCAGCUGGAUUUGUUAUAUUUAGAAUUGUAAACAAUAUUGAAUACCUCCUGUUACAAACUUCUUAUGGCAUACACCACUGGACUCCUCCAAAGGGGCACGUUGAUCCUGGAGAGACUGAUAUCAUGGUCACUGCAUUUAGAGAAACUCUUGAAGAAUCAGGCCUUACAAAGGACGAUUUAAAAGUGUAUGAAGGUUGCAAGACAACAUUACAUUAUAAAGUUAAUAACAAGCCAAAAGAAGUUCAUUACUUUUUAGCCGAACUGAUUAAACCAAAUGCAAAAGUUAUAUUGUCAGACGAACACCAAGAUUUUAAGUGGUUAGGAUUGUCGGAGGCUUGUGAAAUCGUAGGAUAUGAAGAGUUGCAGAAUACACUUAAAGAAUUUGAAAAGUGCAUUACUGACAAGAGAAAUCGGUCAAUCAACUCAAAAUAAAUUUUCAAAAUGAUAUAAUUUUAAAUACAAUGUGAUAAACUCUAAAUACAAUGUGAUAAAUUAUUUUAUAAACAUAAGUUUUAAACUUGUAUAUUUAAGGCUAUGCAUGCAACAAGCCAAACUCGACUUUAUGCGAUUUUUUAUUUUUUUACCAUUCUUUUUUAAGUUCAUCCCUUCAUAUGACACAUUAUCUUCAAUUUAAUGGAUCCGCCGAAUAACGUAAGCACCACAUUAUUCAUUUUUAAGAAAUCGAACAAAAACUGUUAAAAUUAUAAUAAUGGUAAAUGUCUAACACAGCGUUUCUUAACCGGUGGGUCACGACCCACUAGUGGGUCGCGGUGUGGCUCUUACAGUAGCUGAAUAACAUACAUAUAUAUCAUCAUGGGUGAGGGAUGGAUCGCGAAUAUAAAAAAACGUCAGAAGGUGGGUCGCCAGACAUAAAAGGUUGGGAACCACUGGUCUAACAGUUUAAGGGUUAGCAAUACAGUACACAGUAGUUAUAGUUACAAACUGUACUACUAACCCUUAAAAUGUAUAAAUUUACCAUUAUUAUAAUUUUAACAUUUCUUGUUUGAUUAUUUUAAAACAGAUAAUCUGGCACUUACAGUGUUACUUGGCGGACCCAUUGAAUUAAGUAUAAUCAAAUUUGCAGAGUUCACCCUAACUCAACAACUUUAAAAUUGAGUUUUCCUCAAAACAGAGAUUUCAAAGUUCACCCUUAUCUCAUGCAUAGCCUCAUUUGUUUAUUAUAUUUUUUAGACAUUAAAAUUGUAAAAUGGGGUUUUAGCAAACUUUGUAAAAUAUAAUAAAAUAUCUUUGUAAAUGCUACUUAACGA